Molecule: messenger RNA, 318 nt
Organism: Trypanosoma theileri
Lineage: Eukaryota; Euglenozoa; Kinetoplastea; Trypanosomatida; Trypanosomatidae
Product: trichohyalin
Exons: 1
Source: RefSeq, a predicted model, not a curated record
AUGUUGCGUGAGAUUGAGCGACUCACACGCCUAAAAGCAGCUGUACGGCACGAGAUGCACGAAAUGCGUCUGCAAGACAUCACAAGAGAAAAUGCCUUGGGGCAACAAUUAGAAGCAUUGCGAAUAGAGUCUGUUAGACUAGAGCAGCAGCGUCAGACAUACACCGCAUUGGAUGAAUGUGGGGAAACAACAUUAGAGAAGGAGAAAGUGGUAUGGUGGCGUACAUCUCAGUUGUUGGAAGCGUGUCUACGAGUUGAUGCUCCUUUCAUUCCUGCUGAUAAUGUCACUCCCACCAUUACCGUGACUGACUGGCGAAGU